Seminavis robusta is the source of this 2659-nucleotide messenger RNA. NCBI's taxonomy places the organism in Eukaryota, Bacillariophyta, Bacillariophyceae, Naviculales, Naviculaceae. The record is from the annotation of a GenBank genome assembly.
CUGUGUGAGGAAGACUCUGAAGAGGUUAUCUAUCUGUUCCACCAUGGGCUUUCAUUCCCCUACCGCUUUUGUAAGCUACCCAAAUGCAGUCUCGAAUUAUCAUCGGAUACCCCAAAUGCCAAUGCCGCUGGGACGUCUGCCACCGACGUCGCUUCAGUUAUCUCCACUGUCCGACUUUUCACCUGCAAUAAUACACUCCUUGUGGGACACUACCACUCAUCUGGCAGAUGCCAUUGCGGCUCCCAUGAGCGGCGAUCAUGGUUCCCUCAUGAACAGUGUUUCCAACGAAAUUCAAAAUAUGAUGACGGAAUCCGAGCAUGUGGAAAUUCCAAAGGAAAUGGAAAUGGAGUCACUCGAGUUUCUCGGCCACGAUUUGUUGCUCUUUCUGGCCGUUGCCGUGUUGGUGGAUCCCCUGGCCAAAAUUAUGGGAGUGACACCGGUGCUGCUCUACCUGGUAUUGGGUUUCGUGGCUGGACCGUAUGGUCUCUCCUUGUUUUUGAGUGGUACCGAAGUCAAUUCUGAAAUUGGUGAUUUUGGUAUUUUAUUCCUCUUGUUUGUGGAAGGUCUCCAAUUGAGUCCAGAACGAUUAAAGGCGCUGGGAGGAUUCUUUUCCCUGGGUAUUGCACAAUUGCUGCUCAGUGUGGGAGGCAUAUUCUUUCUAUUCUUUUUUGGAGGACCCUAUUUGCUACCGAUUGUCCAAGACUUGAAGGUACCUAUUGAUUCCCAAACACUCCAGUUAUUGGAAAAACCAGUCAUUGCCUUUAGCAUUGCGGCAGCAGGAGCCUUGUCUUCCAGUGCCUUUGUAUUGCCAAUUUUGAAGGAAAAAGGAUGGGAAAAACGUGCCGAUGGCAUUGCUGCUCUGAGUAUCUUGUUGUUGCAGGAUUUAGCAGUGGCACCGUUGCUGGUGGCAUUGCCCUUGAUUGCCGAAUACGAAAGUAAUGGGGGCAGUAUUCAAGAUCCAACCGCAGUCGGAAUCUUGGCAGCCAAAGCAACAAUUGGUUUUGGGUCCGUUUUGGUAUUGGCGUCGGUCAUUUUGCGACAAAUCUUUCAGGUAGUGGCUAGCUAUGGCUCUUCACAAACUUUUGUGGCGGCAUCCCUUUUGGUGGCAGUGGGGAUGGGUGUCAUUGCCGAUGAUUUGGGUUUGUCGUCCACAACGGGCGCAUUUGCGGCAGGCGUCAUCUUGGCAGAGUCGGGUUAUCGGGCUCAAAUCGAAGCUGACAUUAAACCCUUUGAGGGAAUCCUGUUGGGUGUCUUUUUCGUCACGGCCGGUGCGUCGCUCGAUCCAAUGACUUGUAUCGAGCAAUGGCCUACGCUCCUGGCGGGGAUUGCUACCUUUAUUGGGAUCAAGUUAGCCAUCAUCUUUGCUGCCGGAGAGUUUGCUUUGGGGCUAACACGAGCUGAUUCAGCACGAGUGGCACUCUUGCUGGCCGGAGGAGGAGAGUUUGCUUUUGUGGUCUUCAAACUCGCAGAAGACCUCGGGGGCCUCCCUCCUGAUUUGGCCAAACUCCUCACCGCAUCGGUUGUCAUUUCCAUGUCGCUGACACCCAUCUUGGGCAUGGUGGCACAGGCUGUCGGCGACAAGCUGGAUGAACUUGAAGGAGAGGCCAGCAUUCCCAAACUCAAUGGAGUGAAUGGGGAGACCAAAGAUUACGAUGUCAACCUUAACGAUGAAGAAAUGAUUCGAGAGGCAUUUGAAACCUUUGAUGAAGACGGCAACGGAGCUAUAUGCGCUGACGAGCUGCAAUUGGUCCUUACCAAGCCAGGAACGAACACCAUGCUUUCCAAGGAAGAAGUUGAAGCUGUGAUUGCACGGUUCGAUGACAAUGGAGAUGGGAUGCUACAAUUCGACGAGUUCGCGGCGCUAUGGACAGCCAAACGAAGAGGUGGCAUUAUCGAAGUCAAUAAAUCGGUCGAGGCAAGCAAAAAAACUCAAUCUCUGUCAAACGCAGUUGUGGUUUGUGGCUAUGGGCAGGUGGGACAGAAGCUCUGCGCGGCACUGGACGAGGCGAAUAAGGCUGGAAUUGGCGGUGGGGUACCAUACGUUGCUUUUUCGCAACAUCCGGAACGUAUUUCUCUUGGAGUGUUGAAUGGAGCCAGCGUAGUGUACGGGAACGGUGCCUCUCCAUCCCUCAUUCGAGCUUCUGGAGUGAAGAAGCCAUCUGCGUUUGCUGUCGUGUACAAGAGCGAAGGAAGAUGUUUGGAGGCGACCAUCAGGCUGCGAGAAGCCUUUCCAACCGUUCCUAUUUACGUUCGCACAGGUCGAUUUGAAUCUGCGAAACGCCUGUCGGAGGCGGGUGCAACAGAUGUGAUUGUUGAAACUGAGAAGGUAGCAGAGGCACUGCGAACUCUUGUCAGUCGAUACGGUGACACGUCGGUAGCUUUGAUGAAGGACGCUCUAUUGGCCAACGAGUUGAAAGAGCUUUACGAUGUCUUCUCCACUAGUCUGGACAAGAAUGAAAAUGGAGAGGUGAAACUAGCGGAACUCCGCGACGAGUUGAUGAGGCAACGAGAUCAACCCCUUGAUGACAAAUCGCUAGCAGAGUGGAUGGGCUACGAAGAGGCGUUGUCGAAGUGGGUGACUGGAGACGCGGAGUCACGCUGGGUGACAUUCCCUGAGUUUGUCAGAUUUUCUGUUCGCAAACUUGAGCCACAUGACUAG